This is a messenger RNA of Acanthosepion pharaonis, 1485 nucleotides long. The record is from the annotation of a GenBank genome assembly. Lineage: Eukaryota; Metazoa; Mollusca; Cephalopoda; Sepiida; Sepiidae.
AUGGUCUGGAAUCAUCUGCAUUUUCUUUCGAGAUAUAAACACUAUCUAUCUAUCUAUCUAUCUAUCUAUCUAUCUAUCUAUCUAUCUAUCUAUCUAUCUAUCCCGUUAUUUUCAUUACUAUCUAUCUAUCUAUCUAUCUAUCUAUCUAUCUAUCUAUCUAUCUAUCUAUCUAUCUAUCCCGUUAUUUUCAUUACUAUCAAUCUAUCUAUCUAUCUAUCCCGUUAUUUUCAUUACUAUCUAUCUAUCUAUCUAUCUAUCUAUCUAUAUCUAUCUAUCCCGUUAUUUUCAUUACUAUCUAUCUAUCUAUCUAUCUAUCUAUCUAUCUAUCUAUCUAUGUAUCCCGUUAUUUUCAUUACUAUCUAUCUAUCUAUCUAUCUAUGUAUCCCGUUAUUUUCAUUACUAUCUAUCUAUCUAUCUAUCUAUCUAUCUAUCUAUCUAUCUAUCUGUCCCGUUAUUUCCAUUACUAUCUAUCUAUCUAUGAAAGAUCAUUUCUUUUCUAUCUAUCUAUCUAUCUAUUUAUCUAUCUAUCUAUCUAUCUAUCUAUCUAUCUAUCUAUCUAUCUAUCUAUCUAUCUAUCUAUUCUGUUCCCUUCAUUACUAUGUCUCUGUCUAUGUCAGUCUGCUCAUAACCUUUCUUCUAUAUACCUCGUGGCAUACAAUCUAUCUAUCUAUCUAUCUAUCUAUCUAUCUAUCUAUCUAUUUACAUACAUACAUAUAUGUAUGUAUUAAAAAGAAUCAGUUUAAAAAUCUAUCUAUCUAUCUAUCUAUCUAUUCAUUCAGUAUCUAUCUAUCUAUCCAUUCAUUCAGUAUCUAUCUAUCCAUUCAUUCAUUCAGUAUCUAUCUAUCUAUCUAUCUAUCUAUCUAUCUAUCUAUCUAUCUAUCUAUAUGCACCCGCGAAUCCCUCCUUCCUUCCUUUUUAUUAGUUCCCCCCUCUCUCUUCCUUCCUUCCUUCCUUCCUUCCUUCCUUCCUUCCUUCCUUCCUCUCUCUCCGUCCGUCCGUCCCUUUCUUCCUUCUUUCCUUCCUCCUUUCUUCGUUCCUCAUUCCUUCCUAACUUCCUUUAUUAGUUCCCCUCCCUCCCUCUUCGUCCGUCCGUCCCUUCCUUUUUUCUUUCUUUCCUUCCCCCUUUCUUCUUCCCCUCCUCCCUCCUCUCUCUCUUCCUUCCUUCCUUCCUUCCUUCCUCUCUCUCCGUCCGUCCGUCCUUCCCUUCCCUUCCUUUCUUCCUUCUUUCCUUCCUCCUUUCUUCUUCCCCUCCCUCCCUCUCUUUCUUCCUUCCUCUCUCUCCUCCGUCCCUUCCUCCUUUCUUCGUUCCUCAUUCCUUCCUUCCUAACUUCCUUUAUUAGUCCCCCUUCCUUCCUCUCCGUCCGUCCCUUCCUUUUUUCUUUCUUUCCUUUCUUCGUUCCUCCCUCCCUCUCGUCCUCCCUGCUUCCUAACUUUGUUCUCUUCUUUCCCGUUUUUUUUCUAUCUAGCCAUCGAUCUCGCGAGUAG